CCGCCGCCGCUGCCGCUUCAGCACCAGAGCCCGGACAGCGGCGCCGCCCACGGGCAUGGACGGCGGUAGCGGCAGCGGCAGCAACGAUCCGGCUCCCGGCCCGGGUCCGGAAGGGGAGCAGCGGCCCGAGGGGGAGCCUUUGGCUCCAGACGGCAGCUCCCCGGACAGGUCCCAGAGCAAGGCUGUGGCCCCUGAGGCAAGCCCAGAGAGAAGCUGCGCCCUCCACAGCUGCCCCCUUGAGGACCCUUCCAGUUCCUCGGGACCCCCACCAGCAACUUCCACCCUCCAUCCUGUGGGCCCAUCCAGCCCCUUGGCCCCUGCCCACUUUACCUAUCCCCGGGCACCACAGGAAUACCGGGGGGGCAGCUCCCUUCCAGGGCUUGGGGACCGGGCAGCGCUGUGCUCCCAUGGCUCCAGCCUCAGCCCUUCCCCAGCCCCCUCACAGCAUGAUGGGGCCUGGAAGCCAGCAUCUGUGCAGCACCACGUGGUCAGCGUCAGGAGGCAGCCCAGGAUGUCCCCUGCGUCUGAUGGAGGAGGCAGCCUGGAUGGAAGAGGAAGGAAGCGUUGGAGCUUGGGAGUGGGAAAGCCUAAAAGGGUUGAUGCCAUCUUCCUCUAUCCUCCACCCCCACCCCAACCUCCCACCCUACAAGAGGACUCUAGCAAGCAAGCGUCUUUUCUUCUCUUCCACAGGCAGGUACGGGCCUUCCAGAUGCCAAAGAGCUAUUCCCAGCUGAUUGCUGAGUGGCCAGUGGCCGUGCUGCUGCUGUGUCUGGCUGUCAUCCUCCUCUGCACCCUGGCUGGACUGCUGGGGGGCCAGCUACCCGAUUUCUCCAAGCCCUUACUGGGCUUUGAGCCUCGGGACACGGAUAUUGGGCGCAAGCUAGUGGUCUGGAGAGCGCUGCAGUCCGUCACAGGCCCCAAGAAGCUGCUUUCCCUUUCUCCAGACCUUGAGCUGAACAGCUCAAACCCCCAUACCACUCUGAGCCCCACACCCUGGAGCAGUGCCCAGGAGGGCAUGGUCCGGCCUUGGAGGAUGGUGGAGCCCCUGGAGGCCAGAGGGCAAGAGAGCUUCUUCUGUGGCCCCCCUGGCCCAGGACCUGGGGCCAAAGGGGUGAGCUCUGGGUGGUGUGUUGCAGAGAAGAGCUAUGCACAGCUGGUGUUCAUGUCCACCUCAGCGGGCAGCCUGUGGAACCUGCACGCCAUCCAUUCCAUGUGUCGCAUGGAACAGGAUCAGGUCCGCUCCCAUACCAGCUUUGGGGCUCUGUGCCAGCGUACAGCAGCCAACGAGUGCUGCCCCAGUUGGUCCCUGGGCAACUAUGUGGCCGUGCUCUCCAAUCGCUCCUCCUGCCUGGACACUACUCAAGCCGACGCAGCCCGCACGCUGGCCCUGCUGCGGGCCUGUGCCCUCUACUAUCACCGUGGUGCCCUGGUGCCCUCUUGUCUGGGACCCGGGAAGGACAAGCCCCCACGCUGUGCCCAGGUUCCCACCAAGUGCUCCCGGAGCAGUGCUGUCUACCAACUCCUGCACUUCCUGCUGGACAGGGACUUUCUGAGUCCCCAGACGGCUGACUACCAGGUGCCCUCCCUCAAGUACAGCCUGCUCUUCCUGCCCACCCCGAAGGGUGCCUCCAUGAUGGGCAUCUACCUGGACCGCCUAGCCGUGCCCUGGGGGCUCUCCGACAACUACACGUCCAUCACUGGCAUGGACCUGGGCCUCAAGCAGGAGCUGCUGAGGCACUACCUGGCCCAGGAUACGGUGUACCCCUUGCUGGCCCUGGCCGCCAUCUUCCUCAGCAUCGCCCUCUACCUGCGCUCCCUCUUCCUCACACUCAUGGUGCUACUGGGGGUGCUGGGCUCCCUGCUGCUCGCCUUUUUUCUUUACCGAGUGGCCUUCCGGAUGGCCUACUUCCCCUUCGUCAAUCUGGCGGCCCUUGUCCUGCUGAGCAGCGUCUGCGCCAACCACACCCUCAUCUUCUUCGACCUCUGGCGCCUCAGCAAGAGCCAGCUGCCCUCCGGGGGGCUGGCGCAGCGUGUGGGCCGCACCAUGCACCACUUCGGCUACCUGCUGCUCGUCUCGGGCCUCACCACGGGCGCGGCUUUCUACGCCAGCUACCUGAGCCGCCUCCCCGCCAUCCGCUGCUUCGCGCUCUACAUGGGCACGGCUGUGCUGGCGCACCUGGCGCUCACGCUGGCCUGGCUGCCCUCCUCCGCGGUGCUCCACGAGCGCUACCUAGCGCGCGGCUGUGCGGCCCGGGCGCGCGGCCCGUGGGGCGGCAGCGCGCCCCGGCGACUGGCGCUGGCGCUGCACCGGCGGCUCCGCGGGCUUCGGAGGGCGGCCGCCAGCACCUCGCGCCUGCUCUUCCAGCGCCUCCUGCCCUGCGGCGUCAUCAAGUUCCGCUACAUCUGGAUCUGCUGGUUCGCCGCGCUGGCGGCGGGGGGCGCCUACAUCGCCGGCGUCAGCCCCCGCCUGCGGCUGCCCACGCUGCCGCCGCCCCGCGGCCAGGUCUUCCGGCCCAGCCACCCCUUCGAACGCUUCGACGCCGAGUACCGUCAGCAGUUUCUGUUCGAGCGGCUGCCUCAGGGCGAGGGCGGCCACAUGCCUGUGGUUUUGGUGUGGGGCAUCCUGCCGGUGGACACUGGAGACCCCCUGGACCCUCGCAGCAACAGCUCUCUGGUGAGUGACCCUGCCUUCUCGGCCAGCAGUCCUGAGGCCCAGCGCUGGCUGCUGGCACUCUGCCAGGGAGCUCGGAAUCAGAGCUUCUUUGGGGCCCAGCCAGAGGGCUGGCCCACACUGUGCUUCGUGGAGGCCCUCCGGCGCUGGAUGGAGAGCCCCGGUUGCGCCCGCCUGGGGCCUGGCCUCUGCUGUGGCCACUCGGGCUUCCCCUGGGCCCCCCAGCUUUUCCUGCACUGCCUCAAGAUGAUGGCUCUGGAGCAAGGCCCCGAGAGCACCCGGGACCUGGGAGCCCGCUUCAAUACCCAGGGCGGCCUGGCCGCCCUGGUCCUGCAGUUCCAGACCAACUUCCAGUAUAGUCCAGACUACAGCCAGGCCCACCACUUCUACACUGAGGUCAGCUACUGGCUGGCAGCAGAGCUGGGCAGGGCACCUCCCGGCCUGCGCCGGGGUUGGUUCACCAGCCGCCUGGAGCUGUACAGCCUGCAGCACAGCCUGAGCACCGAGCCUGCUGUGGUGCUGGGCCUGGCCCUGGCGCUGGCCUUUGCCACACUGCUGCUGGGCACCUGGAACGUUCCACUUAGCCUGUUCUCUGUGGCAGCCGUGGCAGGCACCGUGCUGCUCACGGUGGGGCUCCUGGUUCUACUCGAGUGGCAGCUCAACACUGCUGAGGCCCUCUUUCUCUCUGCCUCUGUGGGCCUCUCGGUCGACUUCACCGUCAACUACUGCAUCUCCUAUCACCUGUGCCCACACCCUGACCGCCUGAGCCGCGUGGCCUUCUCGCUGCGCCAGACCAGCUGCGCCACGGCAGUGGGGGCUGCAGCUCUGUUUGCAGCCGGUGUGCUCAUGUUGCCUGCCUCGGUGCUGCUCUAUCGCAAGCUGGGCAUCGUCCUCAUGAUGGUGAAGUGCGUCAGCUGCGGCUUCGCCAGCUUCUUCUUCCAAUCCCUCUGCUGUUUCUUUGGACCAGAGAAGAACUGUGGGCAAAUCCUCUGGCCUUGUGCCCACCUGCCGUGGGAUGCCGGAACUGGGGAGCCUGGUGGGGAGAAGGCAGGCCGCCAACGACCAGGGCCAGUGGGAGGGGCGCCUGGGUCCUGCCCAGAGCAGUACGAGUUACAGCCCCUGGCACGACGCCGGAGUCCCAGCUUUGACACUAGUACAGCCACCAGCAAGCUGUCCCACCGGCCCUCAGUGCUCUCCGAGGAUCUACAGCUGCAUGACGGCCCCUGCUGCUCCCGGCUCCCACCAGCCCCUACCUCCCCAAGGGAGCUGUUCCUGGACCACCAGGCACUCUUCAGCCAGUGCCCAGCCCUGCAGACCUCCUCCCCCUAUAAGCAGGCUGGCCCCAGCCCCAAAACCCGGGCCAGGCAGGACUCCCAAGGACAGAAGGCUGAGCCUGUGCAGGCAUCACCGGAAGCCCCAGCCCGCUCCCCCAAGCCCAAGCCCCAGGUCGCAGAGCCUCCUGAUUGCCUCUGCUCCUCAGCCAGCACCCUGGAGGGGCUCAGUGUCUCUGACGAGACCUGCCUAAGCACCUCUGAGCCCAGUGCCCGUGUGCCAGAUUCCAUGGGUGCCUCUCCAGAGGACCUGGAUGAAACUGAGCAAACAGUACCUGAGCGGGGCCAGCUGAAUGGGAAGCGUGACACGCUGUGGCUGGCGCUGAGGGAGACCGUGUACGAUCCAUCGCUGCCCGCCUCCCACCAGAGCAGCUCGUCCUGGAAGGGCCGUGGGGGGCCAGGGGAUGGCAGCCCUGUGAUGCUGCCCAACAGCCAGCCAGAUCUGCCAGACGUUUGGGUGCGCAGGCCCAGCACCCACACUUCAGGCUACAGCAGCUGAGGGGGGCCCCGAGAGGCCGGACUGGGGCCCAGAGCCUGUCGGGGGUGACAAGGCAGGGGCAGCAGCAGGCUAGAGCCUGUUGGUGUUUCCUCACAUCAGCGUGGAGGGGUCUCACUCUCCAGCUGCGGAUUUUAAACGCUGCCAGAUGAUCCAGCCUUGGUAGGGGCUGCUGCUUCCUCCCCACAUCUAGAGGAUUCAGUGGGGGUGGGGGGGGGGCGCGGGGGGUGGUCUUUGGAGCGAAACGCCAAGCUCUCCUUGUGACCUGCUAAGGGCGCAUCUGCCCCACAGUGCCAACCAGGACCCACCCUCUGGAAGGGGGAAGGCCACAGGUGUAGCUCCAUGUAUCAGGGGAGGCUGACCUGGCCCCCAUGCCAAGUGACAAGAAGUUCAGUGGGACUAAGAAGGGACCCAGUCCUUGGGACCCUGCCAGGGCACCUCACCAACCAAAAGAGCCCUGGGAAACCUCAGCAGCCUCCUGGACCUCACACCUUUCAGGGGCUUUUUAUCAGGACACUUCCUUCUCUUUGGGGAUCCUCUCUGGGCCAGAAUUGGGCUGGGCCCUCCGUCCUUAACUACCUGUGCCCCUCACACUCCUCAGUCUGACCAGGAGUUCGUCAAGGCCAGGCAGAGAUGGCUGCUGGAAGUGAAGCAGGAGGAGGAGGAAUGGUCAGCCUCAGAGCAUUCCUAAAUUGCUGAUGGUCCCUCAUGGGAAGCUGCAUUGACAUGGAAGGGUCCUCUCCCCUGUUAACAACCAUAAGAGUCCUUUACGUCCUGCAUCUUUUAGUUUGCAGAACACUUCCACACCCGUCGUGUCCUGGGAAUCUCACCAGUUCUGUAUGGGGUAGCCUACAGUUGGUCAGGUCCUUUUGCCACCGGUUUACAGGUAAAGACAUUGAGACUAGGUAAGGUUAAGUGAUUUACACAAAGUCGCAUAGCUAGUAAAUGGCAGAACAGGCUUCCUGACUCAUUCCACCACAACUGCCACUCUCCUCCUGUCUACCUGCCCCAGGGACAUUGGCCUGUGGCUGUCUUGAUCUUUGGCCUCUGACACCCUCUAACAACCUGCCUUCGCAGGUGCCUCUCAGUAAACUCCCCUCCUUCCCCACUUUAGGCCUCCAUCUCCAGAAAGAGCUACAUUCUGAGCAAGCCUGGAGUUCCUCCCCAUCUCCCCCGUGCUUCCCUCCAGCUCCAGCUGAGAAGCCUACCAUCCAUAAGGUUUCCUGGCUGUUCUGAUUCCCAGGUUCAGGGUCAAGAGGAGGAGGCCUCUUCAAUGGCCACAAUGUGUGGAGAGUCCCUGCCAGGAGAGGCAUUGAGGGCAGUAGAGGCUGAGAAGAGUUCAAUUAAGGCAGGAACUCAGGGCUGCUCUCUUUAGGAGUGUGUAAGUCUGAAGCUGUUUCGCAGGUCAAGGUCCCAGCUUCCUAAGGACAGGUCUCUCUAGGAGCACUCAGCAGACCAAAGGCUGACUGCCCCCUCCCCAAAGCAAAGGGUCUCUCUGGAAGGUUUUAUCCCACAUGAGAGCUCACGACACCUGGAGCUUCAGCAAGUUUACUGAACACCAACUCUGCCUAUGGCACUACACGGGGACAGAGGCAAGGAGGGAAAAUCAGACAUCUGCCCUAAGGAGCUCACUCUCUAGCUGGGGAAACAGCUCACACACACAUGCAGGCAGCGAUGGGUCACUGAUGGUAGCAUGCAGCACAUGCUGAGGGCCAUAGGCCUGUCACCAUGACUAUUGCUGGAGCUCAAGUACCCAGGAAUGGUAACCAGGAAGGCUUCCUGGAGGAGGAAUGACUUGAGCUGGGCUUUAGAAGUCCAAGUAUCUCAAACUGGAAGGGACCUUAACAAUCAUUUAUUCCAGCAGUUUUCAAACUUUGGAGCCUCAGGAUCCUUUCUUCAAAGAAUCCUUGUGUGGAAACAGUAUAAAAGCAGAUAAAAAGCAGCCACUCUGGUGGGCGCUGUGGGUGGGGGAGUACAGAGCCAGGUCAGCCUCCCUUUCUACUGUGCCUCUCAGGGGACCCUGGGGAUCCCCUCAAGCUCCUGGUGGCUCUGAAGAAUGUGGUGCGAAACCACUGAUGCAGGUCAUUUUAUGGGUGAGUAUCACAGAGGGGAAGGACUUUUCUAGGGCCAAAGAGACAGUGUGUGGCAGAGCUGGAGGCAAAUCAGGGGGUGUUUUGGGGUUUUUUCCUAUAUUGUUGAGCCCUACCUCCCACUCCAAGUAACCCAUAAGAAGUGAGGCCGGAACCCCAAUGAAAAUAUGGGCUUUGUGGAAGAGACAGAAGACCGUGGGCAGAAAUGACCGGUUAUAUUGGCUCCUUUGCAAGAUAAUGAUACCCAUUUGACUCCUGACACCAGGAAGGAGAGACAGUGACUAGGACUAACUUGGACCAGCUCCCUGGAGGUCCGCUGGGACCUCUCUCUCUUCAUGUCCGAGUAGAAUUCAGCCUCUCUGGCCUGGCUUCUCUGCACCAUGGACUAUAUCCUGUUAUCACACAGCCAGGCUGAGAGAGCUCUGGUCUCAUGUGGGACCAUCAGCCAGAGGGAGGAUGAGGUGAGCCCUUCUUACUGAGCACGAGCAGAAGUCUGGCCUUGACUCAAAAGCGAGUCCAGCAUCUUAGUGGUCUCUCAGUGACUCACCGCGGCUCUUCUGCCCUGUGUUGUAGGAAGGCAGCAGGGCCCUGGACGAAAAGGACCAGCUCCUCCACACCCUCUUUCGUGCCUUGCAGGGGGAUACGUUGAUGUCUGGGACUGGAGCUUCAGAAACUUGGCCCGAACACAACCAGUGAAAUGUUCACGAGAACAUGAAGUGGUGGCUGGGGUGGGCAUCAGGGAUCUGGGCACAACUGAGGGCCCUCCGCAGGGACUUCUGGGUCCCCUUCUGGCAGGCUGUGGCCACACAACCCUUCAGGAAGGCAGAUGAGUCAGAGCAGCCAAGGUACCCACUGGAUUUGUUCUUUACACCAGCGGGCCCAAAGGACUGGAAGAACCCAGUGGUAAUCCAAAACAGCACCUCACACCCAGAGUGGCCCGAACGAAGAGCAGGCUUCCCACAGCAGUGGGUAAUCCCGCCCGCCUCUCUAGCCCCAACUUUAGAAAGCAGGAUUUGAAGCGCUUUCUAUUUCCUUUGAGUUUCAGCAGAUCUAUUAUUAUCAUUAUGGGUGGUUACAGUGAGUGUAUGGCCCUGGACACACGGGAGAGGCUUAGGCAUGCUGUGAGGCAAGGGGAAACCAGUCAAAGCAUUCACGAUGGCUCUAGAAAAUUCAAGAAAUGGUUUCUUAACACUGAGACACUGCAUUAACACUCAUUUGGGACUUGAGGUCAUUUCUCCUAUUUGUGCCACAGAUCCUUGAACUCACACCCAGAGCAUGAGUAUGUGUACCGUAUGUUUUAAAAAUGUAACUUGGAAUAGUUUGUCACUAUGGGGAAACCCAUCCUUCCAUGGCUGUGGCACUUUGGUGACAAUGUUAAAGAUUGAUUUGACCGGCAGAAUCUUAGAUUUUACGGGCACAUCCCAUACCAUGAUAUUUAGGCAAUAUCUCAGCUUGAGCCUGGUUCUGAAAGAGACAUCUCACAGGAGAUUUAUAAGGCAAAUGCCCUCAGCCCCCUCCAACUAACUCCUUCUCCCAGUGCAUGACAAGACAGGGAGGCGGGUGAGGGGUACCAGGAAAGAGGACAUAUUGGGGAGUUUCUGAUCUUUUCUUCCGUGGUGGCCUUAUCUCGGCCUUUGAUAAUACACGUGGGCAAUGACAAGCUCUCUGGCACCCAUGCCAUGCAUCAAGAUUUGCUUGGGGGUGGGGAAAACAGACAUUCCUUACACUUUCUAACCUCACCCUUGUUCACAGGGACAACAGUAACUCAAGGUGUAGUGGUGUUUAUGCUUAAGGGAAGAAGCUGUAACUCAAUUCACUGGGAAGAUGAGAAACAAAAGAAAGCCACUGUGUCCUAUGUAAAUGGCUGGCCAUCCCAAGCCACCUUGCACUGAAGAGCCCUGGAAGGACCUUGAUAAACUUGUUAUCAUGA
Balaenoptera musculus (blue whale) is the source of this 8518-nucleotide messenger RNA. It is a transcript of the gene DISP2, whose product is annotated as dispatched RND transporter family member 2. NCBI's taxonomy places the organism in Eukaryota, Metazoa, Chordata, Mammalia, Artiodactyla, Balaenopteridae. The transcript is spliced from 8 exons. The record is from RefSeq and is a predicted model, not a curated record. The coding region runs from base 56 to 4501 and encodes 1481 amino acids.